GGCGCAGCUGGCGAAAUGGCGCUGAUGCCCCGCUGUGACCUUCCGAGCAUGGCGGCGCCACCGCGACUCCAUGUUUUCCUGGGCGGGGCUUGUGUCGCCGGGACCAAUAGGGAGGCGGUGUUGGGCGGGACCACGUGGCCCCGCGGAGCCGCCGAGGGCCGCGGCCCGCUUGGGUUCGCGGACCGGCAGCUGGGGGAGGGCGGCGUCCACGAGAGCGACAAGAUCCUCAUGGAGAAGCGCUGCUGGGACGUGGCUCUGGCGCCGCUGAAGCAGAUCCCCAUGAACCUGUUCAUCAUGUACAUGGCUGGCAACACCAUCUCCAUCUUCCCGGCCAUGAUGGUCUGCAUGAUGGGCUGGCGCCCGCUGCAGGCCCUCAUGUCCCUGUCUGCCACACUGAAGGCCCUGGAGAGCUCCAGCCGGCGGGCCCUGCAGGGUCUGGUGUUCCUGGUGGGCAACGGGCUGGGGCUGGCACUGGCCCUCUACAAGUGCCAGGCCAUGGGGCUGCUGCCCACCCGCCCUUCCGACUGGCUGGCCUUUGUCACGCCCCCACAGCGAAUGGAAUUCACUGGGGGGGGCCUGAUCUUGUGACCCCCUGCGCCACCCACCAAUAAAGGCAAUGGCAGGAUGGUGA
Messenger RNA from Onychostruthus taczanowskii (white-rumped snowfinch), 631 nucleotides. It is a transcript of the gene EMC4, whose product is annotated as ER membrane protein complex subunit 4. Gene Ontology annotation, biological process: protein folding in endoplasmic reticulum. Gene Ontology annotation, cellular component: EMC complex. Bases 16 to 588 code for a protein of 190 amino acids. The transcript has 5 exons. Lineage: Eukaryota; Metazoa; Chordata; Aves; Passeriformes; Passeridae. The record is from RefSeq and is a predicted model, not a curated record.